Molecule: messenger RNA, 1615 nt
Organism: Ceraceosorus bombacis
Lineage: Eukaryota; Fungi; Basidiomycota; Exobasidiomycetes; Ceraceosorales; Ceraceosoraceae
Source: the annotation of a GenBank genome assembly
AUGUCUGACAAAGCCAUGCACGGAGAUGAGGUGGCAAAGCACAACAGCGAAGAGUCGUGCUACGUCAUUGUUCACGGACAAGUGUACGAUGUGACCGAAUUCCUGCCAGAACAUCCAGGAGGUAAAAAGAUCAUCCUGAAGUAUGCGGGCAAAGAUGCUACGGAAGAGUACGACCCCAUCCACCCGCCCGGCACGCUGGAGGAGAACUUGCCAAAGGAGAAAUGCUUGGGCAAGGUGGAUAUGAGCACUGUGAAGAAGGAGGAGAAGAAGGAAUCGGCAGAAGACAAGCAGGUGGCCAAAGCUAAAGACGAGCUGCCACCGCUCGAGCUCUGCUUGAACUUGUACGACUUUGAGGUGAGCAUGCGGUCCGUGUAUCGGUGGAUGCACAUCCCCAUCACAUCUUGAUGCGCACUCUGAUCGCUCGCCUUCAUCCGCACGCUCCAUUUCGGGCCCUUGCGAAACGCAGGUGAUCGCGAAGAAGGUUCUCAAGGCACCUGCAUGGGCUUACUACUCGUCUGGUGCCGAUGACGAGGUGACUAUGCGAGAGAACAACAAUGCGUUUGGCAGGAUCUGGUUCCGACCUCGCAUCUUGCGCAACGUUGCCAACGUCGACUUUAGAACGUCAAUCUUGGGCGUAAGGACAUCGAUGCCCAUAUACGUCACCGCCACAGCUUUGGGCAAGUUGGGUCAUCCGGACGGAGAAAAGAAUCUGACGAUCGGUGCUGGAAGGGAGGAUGUGAUCCAAAUGAUUCCGACCUUGGCUUCCUGCAGCUUCGAUGAGAUUGUCGAUGCUCGAGUUCACGAUCAACAGCCUCAAUUCUUCCAGCUAUAUGUCAACUCGGACAGGACCAUCACGGAAAAGAUCAUUCGCAAAGCCGAAGAUCGAGGCAUCAAAGCCCUCUUCAUCACAGUCGAUGCGCCACAGCUGGGUCGACGAGAGAAGGACAUGAGGGUCAAAUUUGAAGAUGUAGGGUCUCGAGUACAGAAUGAUGGCAAGGAUAAUGUGGACCGGAGCCAAGGAGCGGCUAGAGCCAUCUCCAGCUUCAUCGACCCUUCCCUCAACUGGGACGAUCUCAAUUGGCUGCGAAGCGUCACUCGUCUGCCCAUCAUCCUAAAGGGUGUGCAGACUUGGGAAGAUGCUGUGCGCGCAGCAGAGCUGGGUCUAGGAGGUGUAGUUCUCAGCAACCACGGAGGGCGACAGCUAGACUUUGCGAGAUCGGGCAUCGAGGUGCUAGGAGAAGUGGUUGAGGCUCUCAAAGCUCGCAACCAGUUCCCUAACCCCAUGUUCCAAAUCUUUGUGGAUGGUGGUGUCCGUCGAGCAUCAGACGUGCUCAAGGCUGUAGCUAUGGGAGCGACGGCUUGCGGUAUCGGAAGACCCUUCCUUUACAGCUACGCCGCUUACGGACCGGACGGUGUGCAGCACGCCAUCAAAUUGCUCAAGGCGGAGAUGGAAAUGAACAUGAGACUCAUUGGUGCACCUACACUCAAGGACCUCGUACCUGAAAUGGUCGACACGAGAAGCUUGCACCAGCACAUUAGCGCAACGCCAGAUUCCAACCAAAGCCAAAUCUACGAGCGUUUGAGCACGGCGGUGGGCACUGUCAACAAACUCUAA